This is a messenger RNA of Solanum pennellii, 1777 nucleotides long. RefSeq names its product F-box protein SKIP23-like. NCBI's taxonomy places the organism in Eukaryota, Viridiplantae, Streptophyta, Magnoliopsida, Solanales, Solanaceae. The transcript is spliced from 2 exons. Gene Ontology annotation, molecular function: protein binding. The record is from RefSeq and is a predicted model, not a curated record. The coding region runs from base 214 to 1434 and encodes 406 amino acids.
UGUUAAGGAGAUUUUUAGGAGGAAAAGAACCCGCAAUGGUUGACCCGUAUACCGGCCCAAAAGAAGCUUGAACAUCUGGUCCAGGUGUCAAUGGCAGAAGCUAUUUCCGGGAAGCAUCUGCUGUGAUUUGCACUGCACUCAAAAUAUAUAUAUGUAUAAAUCUCUCAUCACCAUUCAAGAAUCCAUCAUCAAUCUACGGUUACUGUAACAGUAAUGGCCGAAUGGUCUCAACUUCCCAGAGAACUCGUUGAACUCAUAUCCAAACACCUUUCCACCGAAACUGAUUUCCUCCGUUUCCGUUCCGUUUGCUCUUCAUGGCGUUCCUCUCUUCCUCCUAAACCCUACCCGUCUUCCCUUUCCCGUUUUCCCAUUCUCCCCAAUGACGGCAUCGCUGAAAAUAGCUGGGGUUUUAAACUCUCCAAAUCACCCCUCUACCUUAUCCAUCCACCUAAUCAAACCAAUAACCAUGGAUGGAUCAUCAAGCUCGAUCGAGAAAAUCCACACAGGAUGCGUUUAUUCAAUCCUCUUUCCAGAUCCCAAUGCAAACCCCUUCCUUCUGAUUUCCCCAAGAUUUUGGAUUCCUCGCAAUACCCAAUUCGCGAAUUGUGCCAUGAGUAUACUCUUCAGUUUAUAAAGUACCGACCCAGGGCUAGUUCCAUUGCCGAUGCUGGGAAUCUCUACAUGGAAAAAGUCGCUGUGCGUAUGGAAAAGAAUGGGUUUGUGCUAUUGACAAUUCAUGUUUCUGGGAAAUUGGUGAUGUUUAGAUCUGGUGAUACCAAGUGGUCUAUUGUUGAUGAGUCAUCUUUGCCUUACGAUGAUGUCAUUAUGAAAGAUGGGAACUUUUAUGCUGUUGAUAAUACUGGUAAGGGAGUGCUUGUUAAAUUGAACCCUGGGACAGCGCCAGAAUUACAAGUUGUUGCUCAUUCUGUGUUUGGGGGAGAUAAAAAGUUCCUUGUGGAGUCUUGUGGUGACCUUUUAAUGGUUGACAAGUAUUUGAGUAUUGGGCCUGAAGAUGAUCUUGGAUACAAUGAGACUGUUGAGUUUUACGAGGAAUUUGAUUGCUACAUGAGCGAAAGGACGGUUAAGUUCAAAGUUUAUAAGUUGGAUGGAGAUAUGCAGAGGUGGGUUGAGGUCAAUUGUUUGGAAGAUAGGAUGUUGUUUGUGGGGGAUAAUUGUACAUUUUCUGCUUUGGUCUCCGAGCUUGAUUUUGGGUGUAAAGGGAACUGUAUACUCUUCUCGGAUCAGUUUUUCUGCAGCACCGAGGAUGAUGGAGGAUUCUGGAAGCAUCACGGCAUUGGUGUGUUUAGUUUGGAAAAUGGCAGCAUUUGUCCUAUAAAUUGUUGCCGUGGCUAUGCCGAGUUGUUUUGGCCUCCUCCUCCUUGGAUUUGUUCUCCUCCAACUAUUGAUGCUGAGCUGAAUGAGCUGAAAAUCUAAUUCUCUUGGAACUUGAUGGGGAAUAAAAAGAAACUAGCUAGCCAGAGCUGAUCAUAUGCUGGACUUCUUUAAACUGUACAUAUGGUUUUCUUCGGAAAUUGACAUUUCGCUCAAGGUUUAACCCGCAUAAGUGCUUAUGUGGCAUUGACUGGCACAAAUAAAUGAACAAGUUGUUAAAACUAUUUUCAUUGACAGUAUAAUGGUAAAGAAACAAGGAUCUCCAUGUGUUUGUUUCUUUACUAAAUGUGGUUCACAUAAAUUUCACCUUUAUUAUUUUAAGUACAGUUGCAGCUAACAUAUGAUUACCAGUCAUUCAAUGGAGAAUUAUUUGAUUGUGUGAGCA